CACACUGCACACACCCGAAAAACUCUCUUAUAGCAAUUUUUUCAUUCUCAUCAGAUUUAUUAUGUGAUAUGUACAAAGCAAAUAUCCAAACAAUCACACUUGCGUAGAUGUAUAUAUACAUAACAAAAGGAAGGGAACACAAAGGAACAGCCCAUCUAGAGAUCAUGCAGGUCGAAUGCCUCCAGAGAGAGCAGACGCAGCACAGCAGGCUGUGAAGGAAGCCCCGCCACACACUCCACGCAUGCGAACGAACCACUCCAGGAGCUGGAGGAUUAGCAGGAUCAGCACCUCUGACAGGUAGCAGUAAUGGCGGAGAGCAGUGGUAGCCUCGCAGUAGGAGGAGGAGCAGGAGCAGGAGCAGCUCCCGAUGCCCCCUACAUCCGCACCAUCGAAUGGGACAUGAUGAACAAGACCAAGUUCUUUCCGCUCUCCAUGCUCAGCUCGUUCUCGGUGCGCUGCUGCCUGUUCCCGCUGACGGUGAUCAAGACGCAGCUGCAGGUGCAGCACAAGAGCGAUGUGUACAAGGGCAUGGUGGACUGUGCCAUGAAGAUCUACAAGUCCGAGGGUGUGCCGGGACUGUAUCGCGGCUUCUGGAUAUCCUCGGUGCAGAUAGUGUCCGGUGUGUUCUACAUCAGCACCUACGAGGGAGUGCGCCACGUGCUCAACGAUCUGGGCGCCGGACAUCGGAUGAAGGCUCUGGCCGGUGGCGGCUGUGCCUCGCUGGUGGGCCAGACCAUCAUAGUUCCUUUCGACGUGAUAUCCCAGCAUGCCAUGGUGCUGGGCAUGGCUGCCCACGCGGGCUCCAAGGGCGACAUCAAUCCGCUGGGCAUCAAGUCGUGGCCCGGCCGCAGUCGCCUGCACAUCUCCAUGGAUAUCGGCAGGGAGAUCAUGCGACGCGAUGGCUUCCGGGGCUUCUAUCGCGGCUACACAGCCAGCCUAAUGGCCUACGUACCCAACUCGGCCAUGUGGUGGGCCUUCUAUCACCUCUAUCAGGACGAACUGUUCCGCAUCUGCCCCGUCUGGGUCUCCCAUCUGUUUAUCCAGUGCGUGGCCGGCAGUCUGGGUGGCUUCACAACGACAAUACUAACCAAUCCAUUAGAUAUAGUGCGAGCACGUCUGCAGGUCCAUCGUCUGGACUCGAUGAGCGUCGCCUUCCGGGAACUCUGGCAGGAGGAGAAGCUGAACUGCUUCUUCAAGGGCCUGUCCGCCCGCCUGGUGCAGUCGGCGGCCUUCUCAUUCAGCAUUAUCCUAGGUUACGAGACCAUCAAGCGCAUUGCGGUGGACGAGCAGUACAAGCACCAGAUCCGCUGGUGAGGCAGAGCGCACAAUCAUCCCUAGCCAAACUGAAACCAACUCAAAACUGCAUUUACGCGACGUACUGAGAACCACCAGAAGCGGAGGAGAUUCGCCCACGAUUGUAAAUAUCAAAUAACGGAUGCGAGAGGAAGGAGCACAGGUUAAUUAGUUGAAUUACUACCAGCGAUAGCGAAUUAUGGAGUCACAGAGGAUGUACUUUUAGUAGAGCGUUUCAAUAUGCUUGCGCCUAGGAUGUUCGAGUAACCUAAUUCAAUAUGCAAAUACCCCAAAGUGUUGUAGCUUAAAGUGUACAUUAUUUUUGUUAUACUUAGUCGUUUUAUACCUAAACACGCAUAGAGGCCGUUCGGUGACAAGCAUAAUUUAUUAUACACAUAACUAUACUUGUACUUGUACUUGAACGUAAUUGAUGAUGAUGAUGAUGUUGAUAAUACUGUUGAUUACAUUGGUAGCCCAAUUACUUUUACACUACUUAGCACAGCAAUGUUUGCGCCAAACAAAAAAAUACCACAAACUGGACAUGCCGAAUUAGAAAUUAAUAUCGAAACAGGGUCGAAAGGCACUUACUUAGUUAAGCAUUCGUAUGUGUGUGUUCUCUGAGUGGAUAACCUAGUUUUAGUCUGCAUUGUAAUAAAGUACAAACCAAGAAUUGUUACAUUUUUGGCAAUGUGAAAUAUGAAA
Molecule: messenger RNA, 1995 nt
Organism: Drosophila elegans
Lineage: Eukaryota; Metazoa; Arthropoda; Insecta; Diptera; Drosophilidae
Product: solute carrier family 25 member 44
Exons: 4
Coding region: 307-1314 (335 amino acids)
Biological process (GO): branched-chain amino acid catabolic process; transmembrane transport
Cellular component (GO): mitochondrion
Molecular function (GO): branched-chain amino acid transmembrane transporter activity
Source: RefSeq, a predicted model, not a curated record